GGACUACCUCUCUAAUCUCUAUACACGCACAACUCUCCCUUCUCUCCCACCCAGCACCCACGCUUGAAACCUUUGACGCUUCGAUUUCUCAACAAGUUCCCAAUUCCCAAAUCCCUAUUCAUAUUAAUCCCUCUCAAACUCUAUUGGUCGAGCUCUAGCCAACGCCUCGUCUUCUGAUCCAAUUGAAAUGUUAACAGCACAGCCCCCAGAGAAUAAAUCAAGGAUGACUGAUAAAUAUUCUCCUUGUGCACUUCUCCUUCUCCAAAGACCCACACCGAGAGAUUCAACAGGUAGGAAAUCGAUUCCUUUUGAUAAUUUGGAUGUUGAUUGAAUUUGCCCUUUCAUUUUGGAUUUCUGAAGAGCAGCACAUGCGCAUCCCAUAUGGAUGUAGGGAGCCAAUUAUAAUACCCUUUCAAUGAUCUCACUAAUACCCUCACUUCCUGAAGCUUCUCCCACUUUCAGAUCUUUUCUUUUACUUUUGCUAAUGGGGUAUGGGGAAGAACUUUAGGGUUUACUAAGAUUCAAUAAAACGUUUGGUUUCAAGGAAGUCUUGAGUGCUUAACUUACCUUGUUUUAUUAUUUUUAAUGGAUACUUCUCUUUACGUUUAUCCUCAUAAAGUUUUGAUGUUAUAUGUUACUUAUGUAGAUUGUGAUAUAAAUGGAUCAAGAAGCUGGAGAUUUGAAUCAAAAGUCAUAUGAUCCUUCUGUAAUUCAGCCUAGCUCUGACCCCAAUGGCACACAAGCAGGCCCAUCACAAAUGCCUGUUGCAGUAGAGGUGCAGAAUCAGUUUGGAAAUGGAGCCAACGACAAUGAUGGCAAUGAGGUGGCUAACAAUGCCAAAGGCGGGAAUGAAGGGAAAGUCUAUUCUGAAUGGUGGGCUCAUUAUGAAAAACUGGAAGUUAACAAGGUUAAGAAGGCAAAAUGCAAAUACUGCAAGCGCUUAAUGGUUGGAGAUCCGAAGCAGGGAACAAGCCAUCUGAAGAAGCAUUAUGAAAGAUGCCCCAAACGCAAGGUUCCUGUGGAUAUAAGGCAGCAGCUCUUACAAGCCAAUUCCAACAAGGAGAAAUUUCAGCUUUCCCCAUUCAACUUUGAUAAACAAAAUUCUCGGAAAGAGCUUGCAAAGGCGAUUAUAAAGCACGAGUACUCUCUUUCUAUUGUUGAUCAUGAAGGUUUUAGGAGUUUUGUUGCAAGCUUGAACCCGUUGUUCAAGAUGGUAUGUAGAAACACCAUCAAGAAGGACUGUCUCACAAUCUAUGACCUUGAAAGAGACGCAAUGAUGCAACUUCUGGACAAAAAUGAAGGUCGUGUGGCCUUAACGACUGAUAUGUGGACAUCAACUUCGCAAAAGAAAGGAUUCAUGGUCGUCACAGCUCAUUAUGUCGACAAUAAUUGGAAGCUACAAAGUCGAAUCCUUAGGUUCAUAUAUUUGCCAGCACCACAUACCAGUGAUGUUCUUGCCGAAGCAUUGUGGGAUUGUAUGACGCAAUGGAAUGUUGACAGCAGGUUAUCUGCUAUCACAGUGGAUAAUUGCUCAACCAAUGAUGCAAUGAUGUCGCAAUUGUUGGAGAAACUUCCAUUUGAGUCUCUUCAACUUGGAGGUUAUUGAGCCGGCAAUUGAGAAGAUUCGAAGUAGUGUCCAAUUCUGGUUGGGGACACCAAAAAGAUGGGAGAGGUUUGUGAUUGCUGCUCGUCAAUUACGUACUAAGUUUUCUAAGAAGCUAAUCCUUGAUUGCGAUACACGUUGGAAUUCAACUUACAUGAUGCUAGCUACUGCUCUCAAAUAUAAAGAGGUUUUUGCUAGGAUGAAGAAUCUUGAACCAAAAUAUAAAUGCUUGCCAACUGAAUCUGAGUGGAAGUUGACUAAGGAAAUCUGUGAUAAGCUUGAUAUAUUCCAUAAGGCCACUCAAGUUUUCUCUGGCACGAAGUAUCCUACUGCAAACUUGUUCUUUCCUAUUAUUUGUGAGAUUAAGUUGGCCACUCAAAGGGCAGUCAAGUGUCAUUUUGUUUUAGAUUUGAUGCUUAUGCUGCCCAAAAGAAAAGUAAACAGCCUGAGAGAUCGGAACUCGAUGCUUAUUUGGAUGAUGGAAUUAUAAGAGAUGCAUCUGAUUUAGAUGUGUUGAGUUGGUGGAAAUCAAAUAAGGGAAAAUAUCCUGUCUUGCACAAGGUUGCUAGAGAUUUUCUCUCUAUUCCAGCUUCUACUGUAGCUUCAGAGUCAGCUUUUAGCACAAGUGGGAGGGUCAUUGGCCCUCAUCGCAGUAGGCUUGCCCCAGAGACCCUAGAAGCCCUAAUGUGUGCACAAAAUUGGUUAUUGGCAAGUUCAAAAGGUAACUUGUAGUUUUAUUAAUCAUUAUUAGUAUCAUAGCAAUAGUCUUUUCAACAUAUAUUUAACUAUUUUCAUUAUGAUACAGGGGAUCCAUCAAAAAGGCACUCACUUUCAACAGUUUUGGAUGAUUCAGAGGAUGAGCUAGAAGACACAUCUGAGGAACUUGAGGUAAGUUAUACUGGUCUGUUCAUUAUCUUGCUAUACUGGUAUGUUUCUAAAUUUUUAUAUUGUGAUGCUACUGUAUUUGUUUAGUUUAGCUGUUAUGUGUUACAUGUUAGUACAUGUAGUGUUGUGCUUUCCUGUGUUUUUGCUUCUCUUUAUUAGAAGUAAAAUUAAAUGCAUUCAGUUAGUUUAUUACAGCUUUUCUGCUGUGUUUUUAUUCUCUCACAUGCAUGUAUUUACUAUUUAGUUAAGCUUUCCUGUUGUGUUUUUGUUCUAUCUGUGUUGGUUUAAAACCAUAUUAUUAAUUGAUUACUUAUUAUCAUAUACAUGUCUAGAACAAAGAGACCAAUAUAGCUUGAUAUGCUUACUUAGUAUAGUCCAAAACUGACUGGUUGAUGUUGCUUUUAAUGAAACUUGCAGACUGCAGCAGCUUGAGCAAGUGGUGUUGGAGUUUGAAGUCUGCAGUCUGAAGUUGAAGGUCUUAAGGAACUUAUAUUAUGGAUUUUGCAGAUCGCGGCAGCUUGCAACAAUAGUGAUGCAGCCUGCAGAAGUGAAAUUUGAACUUUGAAGUUAAAUUCUCGAGUUUGCAGAUUGCAGCAGCUUGAAUAUGAAGUGCUUAAUUCUAUUUGUUAUAAUUUGAUAUGGAUUUAUGGUGAAUGAAGAUGCAGUUUGCAGUAGGCUGAUAAACUCUAUCUAGUUUAAGUUUUUGGGAGAUCUGAGCAUUUAACUUGGAAGCUGAUGCAUCAAGCUGGUUUUCUGUUUUUUCUUUUUGUUUUAGUCUUGAACAAUUAGUUGUUCCGAAUUUUCAAGUAC
Molecule: messenger RNA, 3298 nt
Organism: Linum trigynum
Lineage: Eukaryota; Viridiplantae; Streptophyta; Magnoliopsida; Malpighiales; Linaceae
Source: the annotation of a GenBank genome assembly